This is a messenger RNA of Dipodomys spectabilis (banner-tailed kangaroo rat), 913 nucleotides long. RefSeq names its product homeobox protein PKNOX1-like. The record is from RefSeq and is a predicted model, not a curated record. Gene Ontology annotation, biological process: regulation of transcription by RNA polymerase II; angiogenesis. The transcript is spliced from 7 exons. Gene Ontology annotation, molecular function: DNA-binding transcription factor activity, RNA polymerase II-specific; RNA polymerase II cis-regulatory region sequence-specific DNA binding. Lineage: Eukaryota; Metazoa; Chordata; Mammalia; Rodentia; Heteromyidae. The annotation marks the transcript as partial.
CCACUAUUCCCACUACUAGCUUUGUUGUUUGAAAAAUGUGAACAGUCCACACAAGGCUCAGAGGGAACAACUUCUGCCAGUUUUGAUGUGGACAUUGAGAACUUCGUCAGGAAACAGGAAAAAGAAGGGAAACCCUUCUUCUGUGAGGAUCCGGAAACAGAUAACUUAAUGGUGAAAGCAAUCCAGGUCCUGCGCAUUCAUCUUCUUGAGCUGGAAAAGGUGAAUGAACUCUGCAAAGAUUUCUGCAGUCGCUACAUUGCCUGUCUGAAGACAAAGAUGAACAGCGAGACCCUGCUGAGCGGGGAGCCUGGGAGCCCCUACUCCCCUGUGCAGUCCCAGGUUCAAAGCGCCAUCACAGGCACCCUCAGCCCCCAGGGAAUUGUGGUACCAGCCUCUGCCCUGCAGCAGGGAAAUGUAACCAUGGCAACGGUGGCAGGUGGCACAGUGUACCAGCCUGUCACCGUGGUCACUCCGCAAGGCCAGGUGGUCACGCAGGCCUUGUCGCCAGGGACAAUUAGGAUCCAGAACUCCCAGCUCCAGUUACAGCUGAACCAAGAUCUCAGCAUUCUACACCAAGAUGACAGCUCGUCCAAGAACAAGAGGGGCGUCCUGCCAAAGCAUGCCACCAACGUGAUGCGGUCCUGGCUCUUCCAGCACAUUGGGCAUCCUUACCCAACAGAAGAUGAGAAAAAGCAGAUUGCUGCUCAGACAAAUCUGACACUACUCCAAGUGAACAACUGGUUCAUCAAUGCUAGAAGACGAAUUCUCCAGCCAAUGCUGGAUUCCAGUUGCUCAGAGACCCCGAAAACAAAGAAAAAAACGGCUCAGAACAGGCCGGUUCAGAGGUUUUGGCCUGACUCAAUCGCUUCCGGCGUGCCGCAGCCGCCUCCAAGUGAGCUCGCCAUGUCAGAAG